GUCUCCGGGGAUCCCAACCAUCUUCGACCUAUAUCUUAUCUCACCCCCACGAUUCAAUCCAACAACCCAAGCAAUAAAAUAUGGCUUCAGCUACUGCACAGCGUCGUCUUCUCCAGGAAUAUCGCGCCCUUACAAAUAAUCCACCAGACGGUAUUACCGCAGGUCCGGUGACAGAAGAUGACUUACUUUGCUGGGAGGCUUUAAUAGAAGGACCGGAGGGUACGCCAUUCGAAGGGGGAGUAUUCGCUGCUGAGUUGCAGUUUCCCAAAGACUAUCCACUUUCACCGCCGAGUAUGAGAUUUCUUGGAGAAGUUUGGCACCCCAAUGUCUACCCAAGCGGUCUUGUUUGCAUAUCUAUUCUCCACCCGGCUGGAGACGACCCAAAUCACUAUGAACAUGCAUCGGAGCGAUGGUCACCUAUCCAAAGUGUCGAGAAAAUAUUAAUAAGUGUAAUGAGUAUGUUGGCGGAACCAAAUGACGAGAGUCCGGCAAACGUAGAAGCUGCCAAGCAAUGGAGAGAGCAUAGGGCAGAAUAUGAGCAGAAGGUCCGCGACGGAUGUAGGAGAAUGCUUGGAUUGUAAGGCUUUCUGUGGAUGAGGUCUUGAAUUCUGUAUUCAUUGAUUCGAGAGAGGCUGUGGUAUAUAUACUGGCCCAUGUAAUGAUUCCCAGGUCACUUCGGGGAGAAGCUUUACUUCCUGAUGCCACUCUCACAGCCGCAUGGCUUGUAAUAUGAGACUAGAGCCGAUCCACAUAUACGGAAUACUCAACAAGAAAAGGGAGUUUUGCAAGUGUAUCGAAUUAAAUAUCGUUCGGAACUAGGUGACAGGACAUGAAUACGGGGUGUACAGCAUGGACAUAUGAACGUCAUAUAGAUUAAUUAGCAACAUUUAUAUGGACUUGACAAAUAUUCUACACAUCCAAAUGUUCAGAAGUUUCAAGGUGAAGACAAUGUGCAGGCUAUUACAGAAGUUCUCCA
Messenger RNA from Botrytis cinerea B05.10, 976 nucleotides. RefSeq lists its product as hypothetical. The transcript has 2 exons. Lineage: Eukaryota; Fungi; Ascomycota; Leotiomycetes; Helotiales; Sclerotiniaceae. Gene Ontology annotation, cellular component: cytosol; endoplasmic reticulum. Bases 81 to 581 code for a protein of 166 amino acids. The record is from RefSeq and is a predicted model, not a curated record.